AAAUUCAUUCUUGCAUCGACUCUGGAUGAUACGAUACGCCUCUGGAAUUACCACACGGGAAAGUGCCUGAAGACAUACACAGGACACAAGAAUGAGGCCUACUGUGUCUUUGGCAGUUUCUCGGUCACAGGCGGCAAAUGGAUCGUGAGCGGUAGCGAGGACAAUUGUAUAUAUAUCUGGAAUCUUCAGACACGGGAGGUCGUUCAGAAGCUGGAGGGACAC
This is a messenger RNA of Gamsiella multidivaricata, 222 nucleotides long. RefSeq names its product WD40-repeat-containing domain protein. The transcript has a single exon. NCBI's taxonomy places the organism in Eukaryota, Fungi, Mortierellomycota, Mortierellomycetes, Mortierellales, Mortierellaceae. Gene Ontology annotation, molecular function: histone binding. Gene Ontology annotation, cellular component: Set1C/COMPASS complex. The record is from RefSeq and is a predicted model, not a curated record. The annotation marks the transcript as partial.